AUGUCCAAAGUGGGAAAGGGGGUGGCUCUGACGGUGGUGCCAGAGGCUGCUAACGCCUCCUAUCUGUCAGGCCUCGAGAGCGACCUCGAACCCGCGAGAAUCGUCCAGACCCGGUCCAAGGAAGGCGUCAUAAGCUUCCUCAAGACCAUCAAGCCUUUCAUGAGCACAUUCGGUUUCGCCUCUGCUCAGGGCAUUAACGUCAAGGACGGCGUCAUCGAGAUUGCUGCCGGCGAGCGCCAGGGUGCCAUGUACGCGGAGCUGACCCUCACGGCCUCGCAUUCGCCGGUGGACGAUCCGCUAUAUAUAGCAUCGGAGACUUAUCGCUAA
Messenger RNA from Clonostachys solani, 327 nucleotides. NCBI's taxonomy places the organism in Eukaryota, Fungi, Ascomycota, Sordariomycetes, Hypocreales, Bionectriaceae. The record is from the annotation of a GenBank genome assembly.